Messenger RNA from Perca fluviatilis (European perch), 2015 nucleotides. RefSeq names its product tripartite motif-containing protein 16-like. The transcript has a single exon. Bases 1 to 1656 code for a protein of 551 amino acids. Lineage: Eukaryota; Metazoa; Chordata; Actinopteri; Perciformes; Percidae. Gene Ontology annotation, molecular function: protein binding; zinc ion binding. The record is from RefSeq and is a predicted model, not a curated record.
AUGGCGCAGCAAAGAAAUCAAGCACCAGAGGUGAAACUCAACUGUUGGAUCUGUCUGGAUCUACUGAAGGAUCCGGUGACUAUUCCCUGUGGACACAACUACUGCAUGAGCUGUAUUAAAACCUUCUGGGAUGAAGGAGAUCAGAGAGGAACCUACAGCUGUCAUCGGUGCCGAAAGAAGUUCUCCCCGAGGCCUGUCCUGGUGAAAAGCACCAUGUUGGCAGAUUUAGUGGAGGAACUGAAGAAGACUGGACACCAAGCUGCUCCAGCUGAUCACUGCUAUGCCACACCUGGAGAUGUGGCCUGUGAUGUCUGCACUGGGAGGAAGCUGAAAGCCUUCAGGUCCUGUCUGGAUUGUCGGGUCUCUUACUGUGAGCAACACCUUCAGCCUCACUACCAAUCUCCUGCUUUUAAAAAACACAAACUUGUUGAAGUCUCCGGUAAUCUUCAGGAGAACAACUGCUCCCGUCAUGGUGAGGUGAUGAAGAUUUUCUGCCGCACUGAUCAGCAGUGUAUCUGUUAUCUCUGUUUAAUAGAUGAACAUAAAAGCCACGACACCGUCUCAGCUGCAGCAGAAAGGACUGAGAAGCAAAACAAGCUCGGUGAAAUUUGGCAAAACAUCCAGCAGAGAAUUCAAGAACGAGAGAAAGAUGUGAAGCUGCUUCAGAACGAGAUGGAAACUAUCAAUUACUCUGCAGAUAAAGCAGUGGAGGACAGUGAGAAGAUCUUUACUGAGUUGAUCCGUGUCAUAGAGAAAAGAAGCUCUGAGGUGAAGGAGCAGAUCAGAUCCCAACAGAAAACUGAAGUGAGUCGAGUCAAAGAGCUUCAGGAGAAGUUGGAUCAAGAAAAAGCUUACAUGAUGAUGAAAGAAGCUGAUCUAGAGGAGCUCUCACGCUCAGAGGAUCACACAAAGUUUCUUCAAAUUUUCCCCUCACUGUCAAUACUUACUGCAUCUACAUACUCACCACUACCAAAAACUAAUCGUCUACGGUACUACAAGGAUGUGAUGGCAGCUGUGACAGCAGCUAAAGAGAAAAUGCAGAACAUUCUUACUGAGAAACUGCCUUUAGCCGAGCCUACGACCAGAGCAGAGUUUUUACAAUAUUCAUGUCAAAUCACGAUGGAUCAAAACACAGCAGGCACAUGGCUGGUUUUAUCAGAUGAGAACAGAAAAAUAACAUUUGAUAAAAAAGCAAUACAUCCUAAACAUCCAGACAGAUUUGAGUACAGCCCUCAGGUCCUGAGUAAAGAGGGACUGACUGGACGUUGUUACUGGGAGAUGGAGAUAAGCAGGGAUGCUAAAGUAGCAGUCGCUUACAAGAGUAUUGACAGAUCAGGGGACUCUAAUGCAUGUUUCUUUGGACAGAAUAAGAAGUCCUGGGUAUUAGAAUGUGAAGAUAGUUAUACCGCAUUCAGGCAUGAUGGCGACCAAACAUUCAUCUCUGCUCUUAAAUCCUCCAGAGUAGGAGUGUACCUGGAUCACAGCGCAGGUACUCUGGCCUUCUUCAGCAUCUCUGAAAUUAUGACUCUCCUCCACAGAGUCCAGACCACAUUCACUGAGCUGCUCUAUGCUGGAGUUUACCUCAGUGGUUCUGAUGGAGACACUGUUGAGUUCGGUAGAGUCAUGCCGUCAUUAAAAAGGCAGAGGGUAGACUGAUAUCAAAGAAAUCUUGGAGCAGCAGGACGACAAAUCACUGAAAUGGUACCCUCCGAGGAGAUUCGGGGGGUCCAAAUUUGUACUGAGUUUAUUCUUCGUUACUGCAUUUAUGAUUUUCUAUUGUGUUUAUGGUUUUUGCAUUUUAUUUUUGAUGAGAGAAAAGUAUGAUAAAUCACGUGUAACCAUUCCUCCCAACAUUUACAUACACCAACACACUAGGGUGACUGGAGGAAAAGGCGAGUGAUGCGUUCACUACCUUCCAUGUCAAGGAGAAAAUGGUGGUUGGAAUACAAUAAGUACUAGUACAGAGCUAAUAUUACUGUAAUGAUUAACUCAUGUCCACUCUUAUGUUCCAAUAA